Molecule: messenger RNA, 1080 nt
Organism: Fusarium redolens
Lineage: Eukaryota; Fungi; Ascomycota; Sordariomycetes; Hypocreales; Nectriaceae
Exons: 3
Coding region: 1-1080 (359 amino acids)
Biological process (GO): lipid metabolic process
Molecular function (GO): phosphoric diester hydrolase activity
Source: RefSeq, a predicted model, not a curated record
AUGCCCAUCUCACAGCACACAACCUAUUGUAUGACGGGCACACAGUCAAGACAACACAAUAAUAGGCAGAAAGCAACAAGAAUGGCCUCCAAAAGGGGAGUGCCUCGCCUGGAGGCCAAGACAAACCCCUGUAUCUUUGCCUUUGGUAUGAUAGUAGCCGCUAUUAGUUCAAUAGCCCUGAUGGUCGCUGGUAUCCUUGCCACCACAUCCAUGAUCUGGCCUUAUAUAUCUGAAGCACAAGCAGACAGUCUUCACAUCAGACGUGACCCAGGGCCUGAUAACACAAUUCCUAUACCAUGCCACUCACAUAACGAUUAUUGGAGGGCCGAGCCUUUUACCUCAGCCAUUGCGACUGGCUGCAUUGGCAUCGAAGUAGAUGUUUGGAAGGUCCAGGAUGAACUCAUAGUCGGCCAUGCUAAGUCCGAACUAUCAACUGAAAGGACACUGACGUCGAUGUACAUUCGACCUCUAGUGGAAUUGCUUCAGACUCAGAAUCAAGACAGAGAUCCAAGGCUUCUGCCUCGAGGUGUAUAUGACCGCGAACCCGAUCAGACUGUGGUGUUGCUGGUGGACUUGAAGUCGAAUCCUGAUAAAUCAUGGCCACUGUUACUGGAGAAGCUGGAACCGCUUCGUCGAAAGGGAUGGUUGAGCCGUGUCAGUGAUGGCAAGUUUGUGUCAAGACCCAUCACAGUCGUGGGAACUGGUGAGACAAAGUUUCGCAUGGUGAACGAGGACAACCCUUCACGCGACGUCUUCUUUGAUGCACCGCUCAAAAAACUGGAACAAGGUUCAUACAACAACACCAACUCAUACUAUGCCAGCACCUCGUUUAAAAAGACUAUUGGGAAGGUUCGUAAGAAAGGUCUUAAGGCAAAGCAGCUGGAGAAAAUACGCUGUCAGAUCUCUCAAGCCCAUAGACGGGGUCUCAAGGUUCGAUAUUGGGGCAUUCCAACUCUGCCAUUGAACGUUCGGAGACAACUUGAGGAGCUAUUGCUUGAUGAGGGUGUCGAUGUCCUCAAUGCAGAUGAUUUGCUGGGAGCAAAACGAACUUUCGCUGAGAGGAGACGCUUGAAUGAGUGA